This is a messenger RNA of Brienomyrus brachyistius, 2745 nucleotides long. It is a transcript of the gene ppm1aa, whose product is annotated as protein phosphatase, Mg2+/Mn2+ dependent, 1Aa. The coding region runs from base 445 to 1626 and encodes 393 amino acids. Lineage: Eukaryota; Metazoa; Chordata; Actinopteri; Osteoglossiformes; Mormyridae. Gene Ontology annotation, molecular function: manganese ion binding; magnesium ion binding; protein serine/threonine phosphatase activity. Gene Ontology annotation, biological process: protein dephosphorylation; negative regulation of canonical NF-kappaB signal transduction; positive regulation of canonical Wnt signaling pathway. The record is from RefSeq and is a predicted model, not a curated record. Gene Ontology annotation, cellular component: cytosol; nucleus. The transcript is spliced from 5 exons.
GCCAGAGAGGGACAGCAGCCAAAUAAGGAUCAAUGGCAAACAUACAAGCAAAGUUAAGUGAGGACACCACUUUGAAAAGAGGGUAAAUGUAUCACAGGGUACAUACAGCAUCAAGUACAUCGUGUGCGGUCCCUUAGAUUAGCGGUUGGUAACGUUUUGAUGUUGGCUGACUUGUUUAUAUAGCAAAAAACAGACGGAGAAAACCGUCGUAGGGGUGCCGAUGGAUCGAUCGGGGAUUUCAAGUUAAACCAUGAGAACAGGAAAAAAAAGUUUAUUACAAGAAAUGUGUCAAAACCCCCUGCGUUCCACAGCCGGGUGGAAUACUGGCAACGUUCCGGGGUUUGGGAAUGCCCACCCUGGACCUUGUGUCUUACGAACCAUCGCUGGAUAAACAUUUUUGCGGUAUGAAAGACAGCAGGAGCACUAUACUAGAGGGAGUUGAAAAUGGGGGCAUUUCUGGACAAGCCAAAGAUGGAGAAGCACAACGCUCAUGGGGAGGGUAACAGUCUCCGCUAUGGACUGAGCAGCAUGCAGGGCUGGCGGGUGGAGAUGGAAGACGCCCACACCGCCGUCAUGGGCCUGCCCAAUGGCCUGAACGCCUGGUCCUUUUUCGCGGUAUACGACGGGCACGCCGGCUCCCAGGUGGCGCGGUACUGCUGCGAGCACCUGCUGGAGCACAUCACCAGCAACCCGGACUUCCGCGCCGGCGGAGGCAGCGGCGGCGGCGAGCCCUCAGUGGAGAGCGUGAAGAGUGGCGUCCGGACGGGCUUCCUGCAGAUCGAUGAGCACAUGCGCGCCAUCUCCGAGAAGAAGCACGGCGCCGACCGUAGCGGCUCCACCGCCGUGGGCGUGCUGGUCUCGCCGCGGCACAUCUACUUCAUCAACUGCGGUGACUCCCGGGCCCUGCUCAGCCGCGCCGGCCGGGUCCACUUCUUCACACAGGACCACAAGCCCAGCAACCCGCUGGAGAAGGAGCGCAUUCAGAACGCCGGCGGCUCCGUCAUGAUCCAGCGCGUCAACGGAUCGCUGGCCGUCUCGCGGGCACUCGGCGACUUCGACUACAAGUGCGUCCACGGCAAGGGCCCCACGGAGCAGCUGGUUUCGCCGGAGCCCGAGGUGUACGAGAUCGAGAGGUCGGCCGCCGACGAGUUCAUCAUCCUGGCCUGUGAUGGCAUCUGGGACGUCAUGGCCAACGAGGAGCUCUGCGACUUCGUCAAGUCCAGGCUGGAGGUCACGGAGGACCUGGAGAAGGUCUGCAAUGAGAUCGUGGACACCUGUCUCUACAAGGGGAGCCGGGACAACAUGAGCGUGAUUCUGGUCUGCAUGCCUGGUGCGCCCAAGGUUUCCCCGGAGGCCGUGAAGAAGGAGGCCGAGCUGGAUAAGUACCUGGAGAGCAGAGUGGAAGAAGGAGCAUCAUCGAGGCCAUAUACAACAGGCUUAUCCCAUACCGCUCCGACGAUACGGACUCUGUGGUCCUCUUCUUCAGAGGAUUCAACUAAAAAGGAUCCUGCCAUCAUCCCGCCUGACCGCCCGCCUCUCAGCCGCUGCUCUCGCCGCCAUACAGUUUUCUGCCUGAUUCGUCUCUCCUGCUUCUCUGCACCGGCUGUUUGCACAAGGCAAUCCUAAUCCCUAAUGGUCUUCUACACCUCCUCACACACAAAUUCAGACGGUGCCUCCCCCCCUAAAAAAAAAGCACAUGCCAGAAAUCCCACCAUUCCUCUCUGAAUGGGACCCCACCAGCUGCCCCCACCUGCCCUCAUCAUGUGCCACACAACGCAAAGAAAGGCCUCAGCCAGACGGAUUCCUUCAUGGCUCCUGACAAUGGUAGAAUAAGGUGCUCUGCUUGUUUCAGGCUGCUAAGUCCUGCUACACAUUUGCUGUGAAACCACGUUCAGUACCAAGGUGAAGCGUACCCUCCGGGUCUUGAGUCCAGUCAUGCCGACUUUGGGAGUAUGCAUAUAUGAAUCCAAAAGCAUUCUGAAGUAUGAUAGUUAGUCCACAGCAGAUGAGCAGGGACAGAGGAAACAGAGGGACCACUCACUCACUUGGUGUCUUUGUAGGUCACAAUGUCCGAUAAAAAUCAGUAAACUGCCAAUGACUGAUCCGCGUUGGUUAAGUAGGUGAGGCUAGACCAGGUAAAGUGACCAAGCUGAAUAUUCAGCAAAGGGCUUUCGUACUCCACCGUGCAUAUUUGACCUCGGAAAAAAAGCCAUUUAAAAUAAGCUCAAUAUUCAGAAUGAAAAAAAAAGCAUUUCCUAAAUGCAAGCAGUCCAAAAUGUAUUCAUGGUGCCAUACAAGUACUGUAUUUUUUAAUGAAGCAGAGGUAUACUUUUAUUUUGUUAUUCUGCGAGAGGACUGUAGAGUUAGGGGGACACCUGAUGGUGUAACGGCUGUCAUCCUCAUGUGCAUCCAGAGCACCAGGCUCAGCACUGUCCGCAGUCUGGUGUCACAGCACCGACCUGCACAGAAUCUGUCCGCUGUUCUCCAUAACCAUCCCUAACCUUUCUCACCCCAGCCUGCGCAGCUUAGCUUCAUACAAAGUCCAGCUGCUCCUUCCAUGCCUGUCUGCCUUGGCAUCAAUGUCACCGAAUGUGAUUUUUCUGUAACGGAGAGCGAAUCCUUUCAGCUAUGUCACGCGUCCACGAGGACACCAGGAUGGCUGCAGGGCUUCCCAAACGAUCAUAAAGAUUCCUGUAUGGACAGACACAGACUAAACACUUCAAUAAAGGCAGUCACUCAAAACGC